UCCCUAGCUCGUGAAGCAUCGCAAGAAGCAAGCAAGCAAACUAGCUAGCUAAAUGGCGCCGAUUCACAGCUCACGCCGCCUCGACGGCACACUGCUUGCGCUUCUGCUCGUGCUCGUGGCCGCCACUGCCUUUGUCAGCGCUGCCGCGGCGGGAGGGGAAGCGUUGGCCGCCCGCCACGAGCAGUGGAUGGCCAAGUACGGGCGCGUGUACACGGACGCUGCCGAGAAAUUGCGCCGGCAGGAGGUGUUCGCGGCCAACGCGCGGCACAUAGAUGCUGUCAACCGGGCGGGCAACCGGACGUACACUCUCGGGCUCAACCAGUUCUCCGACCUCACCAACGAAGAGUUCGUGGAGAAGCACCUCGGGUACCGUCACCAGCGCGGCGACGAAAGCACGCCGGUGGCCGCCGUGAACAUGUCCAUGGCUCAGUUCGAGUCCACGCCAGACAGCGUGGACUGGAGGGCCCAGGGCGCUGUCACCCAAAUCAAGGACCAGGCUGCCUGUAGUUGUUGCUGGGCGUUCGCGGCAGUGGCGGCGACGGAGGGGCUCGUACAGAUCGCCACCGGCAACCUCAUUUCCAUGUCAGAGCAGCAGGUGCUCGACUGCACCGGCGGCCCCAGCAACUGCGAUAGUGGCUACGUCAACGACGCCUUAAGCUACAUCGCCAAGAGCGGCGGCCUGCAGCAGGAGGCAGCCUACGCGUAUAUCGGCCAGCAGGGCGCGUGCCGUGGCGGCGACGUGAGCCCAAAUUCGGCCGCCGCCGUCGGCGCACCCCGGUUUGUGAGCCUGAACGGCGACGAGGGCGCGUUGCAGGAGCUCGUCGCCAGCCAGCCGGUGGCCGUGGGCGUGGAGGCCGACCUUGACUUCCACCACUACACGAGCGGUGUGUACACCGGCAGCUCGUCGUGCGGGCAUAACCUGAACCACGCCGUGACGGUGGUGGGCUACGGGACGGACGGCGGCGGGCAGGAGUACUGGUUGGUGAAGAACCAGUGGGGGACGGGGUGGGGCGAGGGGGGCUACAUGCGCCUCACACGCGGGAACGGCGGCAACUGCGGCAUGGCCACCUUCGCCUACUACCCAACCAUGGACGGCUCUUAAACACCACUACUACUACAUCAGUCGGUCCAUGCAUCAUAGAAUAUGGUUUAUCAGCUAUAAGCUACUACUCCCUCCGUUCCUAAAUACUUGUCUUUCUAGGCAUUUCAAAUGACUAUCACAUACGAAUGUAUGUAGACAUAUUUUAAAGUGUAGAUCCACUCAUUUUACUUCGUAUGUAGUCAUUUGUUGAAAUGCCUGGAAAGACAAGUAUUUAGUAACGGAGGGAGUAGUACGUACAAUACCAGUACCAUGCAACAUGCAUGCAGCUGCAGUACAACAUAUAUAUGGAUUUUUUUUUGAAUAAAGCAUGGAUCGUCUAGAAAUGAUCCAUUUGCCUAUGUAAUAUAUAAACUUGUAUAUGAAAAAAAAACACUACUAGUACUAUACUACGUCAGUGAUCAG
This is a messenger RNA of Aegilops tauschii subsp. strangulata, 1504 nucleotides long. Its product is annotated as senescence-specific cysteine protease SAG39-like. Gene Ontology annotation, molecular function: cysteine-type peptidase activity. Gene Ontology annotation, biological process: proteolysis. NCBI's taxonomy places the organism in Eukaryota, Viridiplantae, Streptophyta, Magnoliopsida, Poales, Poaceae. The record is from RefSeq and is a predicted model, not a curated record.